AUGGCGCUCUCACGGCUCAUUACUCUCUUCUUCUUUCUGUCUCUCGCUAUCUUCUCAUCAGCCGCCCCUUCAGCAUCAUCCUUAAUACCCUCACCACUUAAUAAACGUGGCGGCGACACGGUCAAGUUCGAGGUUACCUUGACAUGGGAAGACCAUUCGCCCAAUGGAGGAACACCACGCAAGAUGAUCUUUACCAAUGGCACAUUCCCCGGCCCGCCAUUGAAGUUGACGGUUGGCGACUCGGUCGAAUUCCUCGUCCAUAACGAACUUCCAGACCCGACCACAAUCCAUUUCCAUGGUAUUGUGCAACAGGGAACACCAUGGUCUGAUGGCGUCCCUGGCCUGACGCAAAAGGGCAUCGCUCCCGGCGAUUCCUAUCUAUACAAGUGGACGGCGGAUGCUGCUGGCGUUUACUUCUACCACUCACAUUACCGCUCGCAGAUCAUGGACGGCCUAUACGGUGCCAUCAUCAUCUCUCCUCCCUCCGAAUCGGACAAGCCUUUUUCGCUCAUCAGCAACGAUACCGCGGCCGUCGAGGCCAUGUCCGAAGCCGACGACAACCUCCAGACCAUCUUCAUCUCCGACUACAACAAAUACACGGCCGCAGAACUACAUGAGCAAGAACAGUCCGCCAACAUCGACUUUGCCUGUGCCGACUCGAUCCUGCUGAAUGGCAUGGGUUCGCAAUACUGCCUGUCACGCGGCGAAUUGACUGCCUACACCAACCCGAAAGUGUCUGCUCUCAUCGCUUCGGUCAGUCCAUCCCAGAUCACCGACAAGGGCUGCUUGCCCCCGAAUCUGCCAGCCACGCAGGGCAACUUCACAUUCGACAUCGACUCGAUCCCCUCGGACGCGUACUUUGACUGCACGCCUUCCAGCGGCCCCAUGGCCACAUUCGACGUGGAUCCAUCCCAAGGCUGGGCGGCCCUGACCUUCAUCAACCCUGGUGGGUUCGAAAUCCUCAAACUGACCAUCGACUCGCACAAGAUGUGGGUGUACGCCGUGGACGGCGGCUACGUCGUGCCCCAGCUCGUGGACCAAGUCACGGUCAACAACGGCGACCGGUAUUCGGUUCUGAUCGAGCUGAACCAGGCUCCAGCGCAGUAUUCGAUCCGGGUCUCCAACAGCGGGUUGAACCAAGUGAUCAGCGGCUUCGGCGUGCUCAACUACAAAGGCUCGUACGGCCCGGCCAGCGAAGACCCGAACGCCCUCGCCGGGAUGAACUUCGCGGGCGUCAACUUGACCACUCUGGUCCCUUUCAACGACAACAAAGCCGCGCCAUACCCGCCGUCGCCGCCAGCAGCCACGUCCGACGUGACAUACAAAUUCACCAUCAAGAAACUCGGCCAACCGUACGGCGCGUACGACUGGACGCUCAGCGGCAUCGACACGUUCAACGUGACCCUGGAAGACGUCGACCCUCUGCUCUACCAGAAUGCGAGCACCCUCGAAUCGACAGAUCUCGUCCUCAAAACCAACAUGGGCCAAUGGGUCGAUUUGAUCGUACAGACUCAAGGACCUCUGGCCCAACCUCAUCCUAUGCACAAACACUCCAACAAGGCCUACGUGCUGGGCAAAGGCACGGGAACUUUCAAUUGGAGCACCGUUGCCGAAGCAGCCGCUGUCCUGCCACCCAGUACUUUCAACUUUGUCAACCCUCCUUUCCGCGACGGGUAUACCACCACCCCCGCCGAACAGAACAGCACCUGGAUGGCUCUGCGCUACGAAGUCGUCAACCCGGGCGCCUUCCUCUUCCACUGCCACAUGCAGACCCAUAUGGCGGGCGGCAUGGCCGUUGCCCUGCUUGACGGGGUCGACGAAUGGCCCGAGAUCCCGACCGAAUACGCCAAUGGCGGCAAUGGGGUCAAAUACUCGAAACUGAAGAAGAAGGGGAAACUGCGUCCAACGGAGGAAUAA
Capronia coronata CBS 617.96 is the source of this 1917-nucleotide messenger RNA. RefSeq lists its product as uncharacterized. The coding region runs from base 1 to 1917 and encodes 638 amino acids. Gene Ontology annotation, molecular function: oxidoreductase activity; copper ion binding. NCBI's taxonomy places the organism in Eukaryota, Fungi, Ascomycota, Eurotiomycetes, Chaetothyriales, Herpotrichiellaceae. The record is from RefSeq and is a predicted model, not a curated record. The transcript is spliced from 2 exons.